CUCAGUUUCCUUGCCUGUAAAAUGGGGAUAAAGACAGUGCCUGCGCAAUGGUGACGAGGCUGUGCUGAGGCGGUGUGUGGCACAGGAGGCAUGCAAAUGACCUUGUAGCAAUGAGUCUGGCAUGUGGCAACACUCCAUUAAGUGACAGUGUCCCUGCACGCCACCCUUGUCAGAGCGUGCCAGAGGAUGCUGAGUAGAAGCAGCUGGUGGAGGAGGAAGGGAUGACCUGAUGACCGCGGGGAUUCACGGGGUGCGAAUCUUGACCUGGAGGGGCCGAGAGGCACACGCAAGUGUCCUUGCUUCUUGAGUGGCGCAUGAACACUGCCACGCUCCUGUGCCUUUGAUGGCACACUGUGGGAAGUGGGCCCUCCCCCACCCUGCCACCCUUCUGCUUCUCUUCCCUUGCUCUGAAAAGAGAAGUACACGAGUGAGUUCCCCCAAGGGGUCGGCCGCGCCCCUUCCUGUCUCCGCCCUGCUGGCUGCCCCAGGCCAGUAGACUGGUAGCCCGGGAGCAGGACAGCAGGUUGGCGCUGAAGGAGGCCUGGGCUCUGAGAGCCUUACUUGAGGCUCAGCCCUAGAGUUUUUCGUGUGCCUGCCCAGACCAGGCUGUUCCCUCCACAUUUUCUGCAGCCAACCCAGCAAGAGCCCAGGAUGGUGAGGUGGUUUCACCGCGACCUCAGUGGGCCUGAUGCAGAGACCUUGCUCAAGGGCCGGGGAGUCCCUGGGAGCUUCCUGGCCCGUCCCAGUCGCAAGAAUCAGGGGGACUUCUCCCUCUCAGUCAGGGUGGAUGACCAGGUGACCCAUAUUCGGAUCCAGAACUCGGGGGACUUCUAUGACCUCUAUGGAGGGGAGAAGUUUGCGACGCUGACAGAGCUGGUGGAGUAUUACACCCAGCAGCAGGGCAUCCUGCAGGACCGUGAUGGCACCAUCAUCCACCUCAAGUACCCGCUGAACUGCUCGGACCCCACCAGCGAGAGGUGGUACCAUGGCCAUAUGUCUGGAGGACAAGCAGAGACACUGCUGCAGGCCAAGGGCGAGCCCUGGACGUUUCUUGUGCGUGAGAGUCUCAGCCAGCCUGGCGAUUUCGUGCUCUCUGUGCUCAAUGACCAGCCGAAGGCUGGCCCCGGCUCCCCACUCAAGGUCACUCAUAUUAAGGUUAUGUGUGAGGGUGGACGCUACACCGUGGGUGGCUCAGAGACCUUUGACAGCCUCACAGACCUGGUGGAGCACUUCAGGAGGACGGGGAUUGAGGAGGCCUCGGGGGCCUUUGUCUACCUGCGGCAGCCUUACUAUGCCACUCGGGUAAAUGCAGCAGACAUUGAGAACCGGGUCUUGGAACUCAACAAGAAGCAGGAGUCAGAGGAUACGGCCAAGGCCGGCUUCUGGGAGGAGUUUGAGAGUCUGCAAAAGCAGGAGGUCAAGAAUUUGCACCAGCGCCUGGAAGGCCAGCGGCCGGAGAACAAGAGCAAGAACCGCUAUAAGAACAUUCUCCCCUUCGACCACAGCCGAGUGAUCCUGCAAGGACGCGACAGUAACAUCCCUGGGUCUGACUACAUCAAUGCCAACUAUGUUAAGAACCAACUGUUAGGUCCGGAUGAGAACUGUAAGACCUACAUCGCCAGCCAGGGCUGCCUGGAGGCCACGGUCAAUGACUUCUGGCAAAUGGUCUGGCAGGAGAACACCCGCAUCAUCGUCAUGACUACCAGGGAGGUGGAGAAAGGCCGGAACAAGUGUGUCCCAUAUUGGCCAGAGGCGGGCACGCAGCACGUCUACGGGCUCUACUCCGUGACCAACAGUAAAGAGCACGACACUGCAGAGUACAAACUUCGCACCCUGCAGAUCUCCCCGCUGGACAACGGCGACCUGGUUCGGGAGAUCUGGCACUACCAGUACCUGAGCUGGCCUGACCAUGGGGUCCCCAGUGAGCCCGGUGGUGUCCUCAGCUUCCUGGACCAGAUCAACCAGCGGCAGGAAAGUUUGCCUCAUGCAGGACCCAUCAUUGUGCAUUGCAGCGCUGGCAUCGGCCGCACAGGCACCAUCAUCGUCAUUGACAUGCUCAUGGAGAGCAUCUCUACCAAGGGGUUAGACUGUGACAUUGACAUCCAGAAGACCAUCCAGAUGGUACGGGCACAGCGCUCUGGCAUGGUGCAGACAGAGGCACAGUACAAGUUCAUUUAUGUGGCCAUCGCCCAGUUCAUUGAAACAACCAAGAAGAAGCUGGAGAUCAUACAAUCCCAGAAGGGCCAGGAGUCGGAGUAUGGGAAUAUCACCUACCCUCCCGCUCUGAGGAGUGCCCACGCCAAGGCCUCGCGUACGUCCUCCAAACACAAAGAGGAGGUGUACGAAAAUGUGCACAGCAAGAACAAGAAGGAAGAGAAAGUGAAGAAGCAGCGGUCCGCAGACAAGGAGAAGAACAAAGGUUCCCUCAAGAGGAAGUGACCUGGGCAUUCGUCUGCAAGUGGCCACGCAUCAGCCUUAACCCCUGCAGAGGCCUCCACUGGACAGAUCAAGACCUGCCGCCCACACCAGAACCUAGGACCACCCCCAUCCUCUUGUAAUUUAAGUGACUGUGGUCCUCUGAACUUGUAUAUAGCUCAGCAAGUCCUCAGGCAGAGCCAGACCCUCCUAUUUUUGUAAAUAAAGCCCCCGGACCACGGUGUGUUGCCUCCAA
This is a messenger RNA of Psammomys obesus (fat sand rat), 2671 nucleotides long. RefSeq names its product protein tyrosine phosphatase non-receptor type 6 (gene Ptpn6). The transcript is spliced from 16 exons. The record is from RefSeq and is a predicted model, not a curated record. Gene Ontology annotation, molecular function: protein tyrosine phosphatase activity. NCBI's taxonomy places the organism in Eukaryota, Metazoa, Chordata, Mammalia, Rodentia, Muridae. Gene Ontology annotation, biological process: protein dephosphorylation. Bases 652 to 2439 code for a protein of 595 amino acids.